CAAAGCUGGCGUCGGGGAGUUGGCCAGAUGCCCGUUUGCGUCAAACAUGCAGAUUCAAAGUGGUCUGCUACCACUACGUCAUCAGUCACCACGCUUGCAGUCUGCGCACACUGAGUACCGAACACCUGGGCGGCCGACAGCGUCUCGACGACCGUUGGGCGAAUUGAUCAGCAGCCGUCGCUGCAUGACCCAUUGUCCUUAUCAUCCUCCUCGCAUAACGAGUUAUCGCAGCGCGAACGCCACCAUUACCUGCGCUUCGAGAGAUCGUCUUGCUCGAGCAAGACAACAGGCCAUGCACUUGCCGCUGCGAUGAACUCAGAUUCAUCAUCAAAGGAGUCUUCAAAGGGAGAGUCGGACAGUGAGGAAAGCGAUAUAUCACAGUCUCAAGCGACGCACGAAUCGGCAUCGACGCGAUCGUGGCAGCGUCAGCAGGAGGUACAGGAGGCAUCAGAGCUGCACAAGAGACUAGACAAUUCAGCGCGCAGUGUCGGUUCGGGUCAAUCUCAUCUGGGCAAUAUCGGCCAGAAAGACACGGAAUGGGCAAUGGGAAAGGAUGGUCCUGAUGGCCCGGAUAUGUCGCAAGCAUCGGAGGUGGAAGAUUUGAGCAAAUUGCGUGCUGCAGUCAACGCCAGGCUCUCCCAACAGACACGUCUGCGAGCCCGGCAAAGCUCAAGUUCUGGAGCACUUAUCGGCGUAUCACGCGUGUCGCCCAUCAAAGAGGAGACUCCGACUCCUCCGAGAAUAUCAGAAGCCGGCGCGGAGCAGGCAAAUGCGCACCAUUUGACUGCUCGUGCUGCGUCUACUGUCUCCACAACGUCGACUGAAUCUCAGCGAACAGUGCGAGGUGGUGGGUCCACUGGCGCAGAAACUCCACUUCGCACACCUUCAUAUCCAUUCCCGUAUGUUCCCGGAACGCCCAGAGCAUGGUCCGGUGGGCUUCAUCAGCCGUUUACGGCCCUUUCACCGACGAUGUCAGGAACCCAAAUACACGAGAGGUUCAAAUCGCAGAGGACCAACAGUGGGCUCACGUCUUCGGCCACCACUCCGAGUGUAAUGGACGCUUUCUCUCCUCCGGACGAACAUCCUGCCGGCGUCGAAGAAUCCCAAUAUCCCUCGCCGAAUCUGUAUAAUUUGAGUCUCAAAUUACAUGCUGAGCCUGGUCUCGAGGAAUGGUGGACAAAUUUGACAAAUCUCUUACAUGAUCAUUUCAAGGCAGAUCGUGCUACUUUAAUCAUGCCAACGGACUCAUCUGACAUAGAGAAUACACCAUGGGGGCUGAAGGCGACCUUCAGUAUGAACGGACCCGAAGAGUUCGUGUCUCACAGUAUCGUCGAAGCCCAGACUGCACAUGUUCAGGCUGGCGGACUAGGCCGGCCUGAAUUUACGCUCCGCGAACCAUCUACAGAAACGUCUUCCGACGCACGUCCACAGAUAUUGCAUCCCGAGCGACUUCGUCCCCGUCUGGAGGCACGGCACUCGUAUGCCGGCCACGGUCAGAGAAGCCCCGGACUUGGCCGCGAUGCACGUCCAAGUCUCAACGCUACUGGAACAGAAAUGCCUGGCAAGACCACUCAGCGCCCCGCUGGCCCUCAGAGGUUUGUCACAUAUAAUGCCGAUGCGACAGGACAGACGAAAAUGUCACGAACACCCUCUCAAUCGACGCAGACACCAGCAAACUUGCGGCAUACUUCACUGAGCGACCCAGACUUCAGCAGCGUUGCCGGAGGGGUUGACGCUGGGCCCUACGCUGAUGUUUACUCGGCUUUACGAGCCCUAGAUCGAGAGAAUCGGCCACUUAUUGAAACGAGCGGCGUUAAUCGUGUACUGCAAAGGGGUAGAGUCGUUACUGUCAUCCGAGACUACUCUUCCGAUUCCUCAGAGCCAUCAGCAGACGCAACAUCUGUCCCUUCAGUCGCAUCGAAGCAGGAAAUGCUGUUCGGGAAUUACCGCAGUGCCUUCGCUGCUGAUAAUAUUCCCUCCAUACGCAAGGACUAUGAAGAGUACGAACAGCAUCCUUCAUCUCCAUGGGCGCAGUCACCAGCACCAUCGCCCGCGAUACAGGUAGAUGAGGAGAGGAACCCUUUCUUCGCGUCUGACGAGCAGCAAGUAGAGGACUCUUUCAAUCCUGCCAUCAGUCCACGAGACUAUUCUCAAGAGCUCCAGGUCGAAGCCAUAGGCAUCGACUGUGCCAGUACAGUCAUACACAUUCCGCUCAUUCAUCCCACUAUUUCUCAACCCAUGCAGUCUCUCAGAAUGACGCCUCAAUCAAAACACAGAGCCGGCAAUCUCCAACGAAGCAAUACCAUCGAUCUGCAAAGAAUGGCACCGAUCGCUAUACUUUCGGUCCUCACAUCCAUCGUGCCAUAUCCCGACAAUCUCGUACAUUCUCUCAAACUUCUUGGGCCUCAUCUCGCUACCUCGUUUUCCAUUGCACAACAGUUUAGUGCUUUACGGGGUCAAGCCGUAAGGAUUCGACAGCGAAUACCUGAAGAAGGGGAGACCAUCAUGACGGCGCCGAUGACUGUUGAACUUAUGUCCAUCGAAGAUGUGGUCAACACAGGCUUCAGGAGGACAUCUGACAUGGUGUCUGACACGGUAACAAGCCCAUCCGAAUAUUCUGGGCGCUCAAAGAACAGUCCGCUAGGGUCGUUCUCGGGCACGCCGGGUUGGGAGACGAACACCUCCGGGACAUCUCAUCCUCGGUCCACUGCUGGAACACCCUCGGCCGGGAACGAAAGAAGCAAUGACUAUUUUGAGGCGCAGAAGCGUUUAAAGAGAGGGAGUCACGUGGCUAACAGCGCGCCAGUGAGCACGACCAGAGUGACGCGACAGCAGACAGACACAGAGCAUGGUCUGCAACGAGCUGCUACCGAGGGCCCCUCAGCUACUGCGGAGAAGAAUCUGCAGAACAAACAAGCGUCAAAUGUCAGAGACGACAAGUUGCAGCAAGUGGUCGGACUUGUGCAUGAGGAACAGACUCCUUCGCCCUCUCGAAGCGCGCGGCCGUCCAUGGCCCAUCUACCCGACUACAUCGCACAUCAGAAGAAGCAUCACACCUUGCUGCAUUCAUAUGGAGCAGAUUUCGACUCAUCAUUUGGCGGUCUCUCAACUACGACGCCAGGUGAAGCGGGCCAUACUCGAAGAGCAUCGCAUUCAGAUGAGAUGCCUCCUCCAUCUGAGCGUCUUCUGAGAUUGAUUAUAGAUUCGGUGCCCGUUCAAAUAUUCACUGCGCAGCCAGAAACAGGACAGCUCAGCUGGGUGAACGCGAAGCUGUUGAAUUAUCGCGGACAAGAUAGCCGCCAGGUGCUCAAGGAUCCUUGGCAGGCAAUACAUCCGGAUGAUCACGCUGAGUUCCUUUCCGUAUGGCAUCGCUCGCUGAGGACUAAUCAGCAAUUGUCGCAAAAAGUCCGAAUGCGUAACAAAGAUGGCAAAUAUCGCUGGUUCUAUGUGAAAUGUCUACCGCUCAAAACGCAAGAGCACAAGGUUGUGCAUUGGAUUGGCACGAUGAUGGACUUCCAUGAGCAGCACAUGGCAGAAAUCAAGAUUGCGUUCCAGAAGGAAACCGAGGCUUCUCAAGCCAAGUACAAGGCCCUUGCAAAUUCUAGCCCGCAGAUAGUCUUCUCGGCACAAAAGGCAAAAGGGAUAACCUUCUGCAACACACAAUGGCUACAAUACUCCGGUCAAUCCGAGCGAGAAGCUUUAGGGCAGGGUUUCCUGGAGCAUGUACAUCCAGACGACCUUGUCAAAUGCCGGUUUCCAAUAUUCGAAGAUGGAUCAGCCGAGCCUGUAAACGUUCCUACGUCCAUGCCUGCGGAACCGAGACGGACAAUUUCUGCAUCGGCCUUAUCCUCAACUGCGUCUUCAGAGACCGAAAAGCCACCCUCAAGCUCUGACUCUACUGCAUCGCCUACGUCUCAAACUACGGCAAUCAUGCCACAACGGAAGCUUUCGGAACUUGCGAGUAUCGGUAUCCUCAAGGUAAGCCGAGACGCAGAUGGCCGACCUUCGUACUCAACCGAAGUUCGAUUGAAAUCGAAGGAUGGAAAGUACCGCUGGCAUCUCGUUCGCGUAUUACUAGCGGAGGCGGACUCGCAGGACAACGAUGAAGGCACUUGGUAUGGAACCUGCACGGACAUUAAUGACCACAAGACACUCGAAAGAGACCUUAAAGAGACGAUGGACGAGAAGUCGAGAUUCCUGAGCAACAUGUCUCACGAGAUUCGAACUCCGCUCAACGGCAUUACGGGCAUGGUCAAUUUCCUCAUGGAUAGUAAUCUCACCGCGGAGCAGAUGGAACACGUGAAUAUCAUCCGUACCAGCACAGAAGGCUUGCGAGGCUUGAUCAACGACAUCCUUGAUCUUUCAAAGGCCGAAGCAGGCAUGAUUACGCUGAAGAAAGACUGGCUUUAUCCCCGUGCUCUCAUUGAGGAAGUGAACGAUCUGACAUCGACAAUGGCGAUUGACAAGGGCCUCGAACUGAAUUACCUUGUGGAUGAAGACGUACCGCCAAUCAUAAAGGGAGACAAAUUCCGGAUUCGUCAGAUCCUGCUCAACACUGUCGGCAACGCCAUCAAGUUCACACAGAAAGGUGAAGUUUUUGUGAGGUGCUCCCAGCUACCCGAUGACGAAGGUUUGCUCGGGGCAGACGAGAGCUUCAUCAAAUUCGACGUCAUUGAUACUGGUAGAGGGUUUACUGAUCAAGAAGCCAAGUUCUUGUUCAAGCGCUUCAGUCAGAUUGAUGGCAGUAGCACGCGUCAACAUGGAGGCUCAGGUCUAGGCUUGGUGAUCUCGAGGCAACUUGCACAGCUCCAUGGUGGCGACAUGACCGCUACAGGAGUUCCAAAUAAGGGAUCAACCUUUACAUUCGUCAUCCAAGCUGGACUCAUGUCUGAACAUGAUCAUCUACCUUCGCUUGCCCCGAAUGACGCAAUGACAUCUGAUAGCUCUGCUUCCACCCUCGAGAGACCUACGAUCAAGGCCUUGCCGAGCCUGGCCAAGACCUCUUCGUCUUCUUCAGAUUCCAGGUCCCGGCCUUCACCAAGAUUUGCGCACGAUGUGACCGAAACACCUCCGUAUUUGCCAUCGUCUCCAGAUGUCGCCAAGCAAUCUUCGCCAUCUGUGUCGUCCGCGAGUUCAGAUCCAUCUGUGCAUUCAAUAGCUCGCAGCGGAAGUCUCCCUUCUGCUCGAUCUUCCGCGUCGUCAUUCGUGCCAGAGUUGCUUCCUCAAGCCGGUACAAUGAAGCUAUCUCUCCCGCUGGACACGCGACGUCUGUCUAAUUCCCAGUCACAAAUGUCGGACGCGUCGGACGACACUGCGAAGCAGUCCGCCUCCAACACCCCCGCGCUAUCCUCGCCUCCAAUGUUCUCGAUCCUUGUGAUAGCAUCACUGGAAUACAGUCGACAAGCCACCGUGCAGCACAUAAUAAAGACAUUACCGAAGAAUGUCCCACACCAGAUCACGGCGCGUGAGAGUCUCGACCAAUGCCGUAAUCUCCUUGGUGGUGUCGAACCGAUCACUUUCUCUCAUGUCGUAAUCAACCUGCAGGAUAUCGGGGAGAUUAUAGCAUUAAUGACGCAAAUCCUACAAUCGAGCUCGUCCACGUCAGUGGUACUCAUCUCAGAUCUAGCACAACGCAAGCAAAUCAUUGAGCAGGCACCAACUCUCAAUUAUGACCAGCUCACCGUGUUGCGGAGAUUACUAUUUAUUUUCAAACCCUUGAAGCCUUCCCGUCUUGGUUUGAUUUUUGAUCCUCAGAAGGAACGCGAAAUGAGCAACGAUCGCAACCAAGACAGCGCAAAGCAGGUCGCCACAAACCAAAAACAAGUAUUUGAAGAGCUCACAUUACGCCUCGGAAAUCGUGACAAACGUGUUCUGAUUGUCGAGGACAACAGAACGAACCUGCUCGUCAUUCUAAAGUUUUUCUCAAAGUCUGCCAUCAAAGUCGACACGGUCUUUGAUGGCGUUCAGUGCACCGAUAAAGUCUUCGCCAUGCCUCCGGGUUACUUCUCCAUGAUCUUGUGCGAUUUACACAUGCCCAAUAAAGAUGGAUACCAGACCUGUAGGGAGAUCCGCAAAUGGGAGAAGAGGAACAAGCACAGAGCCAUUCCAAUCAUCGCCCUAUCAGCGAAUGUUCUAGACGACGUCUAUGAGAAAUGCGUGGCGGCUGGUUUCAACGAUUACAUGACAAAGCCGGUCGAUUUCAAGGAGCUCAAGCAUGUCCUUUUACGAUUCAUGGACCCACAAGAUCCAAGUCAACCGCAUGAAAUGAUGAAAGUGAAGCCAGGAGAGAGCUCCGCGAGCAGUUCGAGAUGAGUUCGGAUGGCAGGUCCCGCGGGAACGUCUCAUCAUCACGCAUUUUCAACAUUUUUCACCACUCGUUUUCACAAUGCCUUUAUGGAAAUGACCUUCGAUGUUCUGACGGGAUAAAAGCAAACCUAUGUUUGCCAAAGGCGCGAUAUGUAACAUUGUCAUAGUGAAUAUAGAACUUGAAUCAGUUCAUGAUUGCGAUAU
Dissoconium aciculare CBS 342.82 is the source of this 6510-nucleotide messenger RNA. RefSeq lists its product as uncharacterized. The transcript has a single exon. Gene Ontology annotation, biological process: phosphorelay signal transduction system; protein autophosphorylation. Gene Ontology annotation, molecular function: protein binding; histidine phosphotransfer kinase activity; phosphorelay sensor kinase activity. The record is from RefSeq and is a predicted model, not a curated record. Bases 310 to 6312 code for a protein of 2000 amino acids. Lineage: Eukaryota; Fungi; Ascomycota; Dothideomycetes; Mycosphaerellales; Dissoconiaceae.